ACAGGCUCGGCAAAAUCGCGUCUUUUUUUUCUACAAUAGGAAUAUUUGCGACGUGUUCCGCUCCAGACGUUUGCGAUCGCGUUCGGAUUUUAUUUUUCCUCGUUUCGCAUCUGUGUCUGGUGCACGGGUAUGAAAGCGCGCAAAGCGAACAGGGUGAAAGCAUGGUUGGUUUGUUGCGAAAGAUCGCAAACAAUCAAUUCUGAUUCGAGCGAUCAAGAAACCGAGGAACAUAAAGCGCGGAGUAAAACAGAGAGGCUAAUAGACGGUAAGACAGAGAAUAAAACGGAAAACAAAACGGAGAGCGAUGUGGAGAACGCGGUGGAGAACCAGAUAGGCAAGAUAGAAAAUAAAGUGGGGAGUAAAACGCAGGGUGAUAUUGAGAACGAAGUGGAGAACAAAGUGGAGAUCCAAAUAGACAAGUCAGAGAAUAAACUAGAAAUUAAAACGGAGGACAAUGUUAAGAAUAAGGUGGAAAACAAAAUGGAAAAUCAGGUAGACAUGGCAGAGGAUAAAGGCGGGAGCGAAGCGGAAGGUGAUGUCGAAAAUAAAGUAGAAAACGAAAUGGAGAACCAGAUAGACAAGACGGAGGAUAAAUUGGUGACCAUAACGGUGGGCGAUGUCGAGAAUAAGGGGAAGGACGAAGUGGAGGACCAGAGAGAAGAAGUAAAGAAUGAAGCAGGAAGCUCAAUGGAAGGUGAUGUCGAGAUCGAAGUGAAAAACAAAGUGGAAGAACAGACUGACAAAGUAGAGAAUAGAGCAGGAAGCACAACGGAGAGUGAGGUCGAGAAGGAAGUGGAAAACAAAGUGGAGAUCCACAUAGACAAGCCAGAGAAUAAACUGGAGAUCAAAACGGAGGGCAAUGAUGAAAAUACAGUGGAGAACAAACUGGAAGACCAGAUAGAGAAAGUAGAAAAUAAAGCAGAAAGCGCAACAGGGGGCGAUGUCGAGAACGAGGUGAAAAACAAAGUGGAGAUCCAAAUAGAAAAGCCAGAGAAAUAUAAUAAACUAAAGAUCGAAACGGAGGGCGAUGUCGAGAACGAAGUGGAAAACAAAGUGGAGAUCCAAAUAGAUAAACCAGAGAAAUAUAAUAAACUAGAGAUCGAAACAGAGGGCGAUGUCGAGAAUGUAGUGGAGAACAAACAGGAAGAUCAGAUAGAUAAAACGGAGAAUAAAGCAGGAAGUGCAACAGAGGGUGAUGCCGAGAAUGAAAUAAAAAACAAAGAAGCAGAGAGCAAAUUGGAGAUAGAUGGCAACGUUGACAAUAAGGUGGAGGAUCAGCAGCAAAAUAUUCUUCUCACGUCACCGCACGCAGCGGAUCAGCAGGACUACACGUACGAUCUCUUGGUAAUCGGCGGAGGAUCCGGUGGCCUGGCAGCAGCUAAGGAAGCUGUGGGACUAGACGCGAAGGUCGCAGUUUUGGAUUAUGUAACGCCCUCUCCUAUGGGCACCACUUGGGGCUUGGGCGGUACCUGCGUCAACGUGGGAUGUAUACCGAAAAAACUCAUGCAUCAAGCCGCACUGCUCGGCGAAGCUAUUCAUGAAGCUGCAACAUUCGGUUGGCAGCUGGAUCCCAAGACUGUGAAAAUCAACUGGGAGGAGUUGAGAACUGCCGUACAAAAUCACAUCAAGUCUGUGAACUGGGUCACUCGCGUUGAACUCAGAACAAAGAAAGUUAGCUAUUUCAACUCUGUUGGACAUUUCAAGGACGCACACACGGUAGUUGGAAUUAACAAAAAGGGAGAGGAACAAAUUUUUACGGCUAAAAACAUAUUAAUCGCGGUAGGUGGUAGACCUAGGUAUCCCGAUAUUCCAGGUGCUUUAGAAUACGGUAUAACUAGCGACGAUAUCUUCAGUUUGGAGCGUGCUCCAGGAAAAACCCUCAUUGUCGGUGCUGGAUAUAUCGGUCUGGAGUGCGCUGGCUUUCUUAAUGGCCUGGGCUACGAUACGACGAUAAUGAUUCGAUCGAUCGCGUUACGUGGAUUUGAUCGGCAAAUGGCAGAACACAUUACCGAGGAGAUGCAGCAACGCGGCGUGAAAUUCGAAUAUGGGGCGCAUCUUAAAAAGGUUUCGAAACGAGAGGAUGGCCGCCUUCAGGCUGAUUGGGUUGACAAAAACGGCGAAAUUCAUAAAGAUGAUCCAUACGAUACCAUUCUGUUUGCUAUUGGCCGACGAUCGCUCACUCAAGAGUUGAAACCGGAAAACGCCGGGUUGAAGCUUGUUCCGGAAACUGGCAAGAUCGACGCAAUUAACGAACAGACGAACGUUGAAAACAUUUACGCGGUUGGCGAUGUGCUUCAUAGAAAACCCGAACUAACGCCGGUCGCUAUACACGCGGGUAAGCUGCUCGCCAGAAGACUGUUUGGUAAUUCGACCGAGAAAAUGGAUUACACAAAUGUAGCGACGACAGUGUUUACUCCUUUGGAAUACGGGAGCGUCGGGCUGAGCGAAGAGGCGGCAAUCGCGAACCACGGGGAAGACGCGGUAGAGAUUUUCCACGCGUAUUACAAACCAACGGAAUUCUUCGUACCCCAGAAGAAUGUCGAUCGUUGUUACGUGAAGGUCGUCGCGCUUAGACACGGCGACGAGAAGGUGCUUGGAAUGCACUUUGUCGGACCCAACGCAGGCGAAGUGAUUCAAGGAUUCGCGGCUGCUAUUAAAUGUGGCCUAACAAUCCCGAAACUGAAGUCCACCGUCGGUAUUCAUCCGACUGUAGCGGAGGAGUUUACACGCAUAUCCGUUACCAAACGUUCGGGCUUGGAUCCUAAACCGCAAAGCUGCUGCAGUUAGAUCAAUGCGCGCGUGGCGGCACUUCUCUCGAUUACAUUCGCAGAUUUUCGAUUAUCCGUUAGGAGACAACGCGGCCCGUACUCUUUGUGGCAGAGCUCAGGCGGAUAUCUUUUGGGCUGAGUGACAGUUUUUCCGCAGUUGCAUACGAGAGCGCUGGAAUACCGCAGUAUUGCAUAAAAUAAAAACGGUGAAAAAAAAAAAAUAGAAUUCGGAAAGAGAACACAUGAUCCGUUAUAAUCCGUUAUGGCACACUAGCACUUUUUUUAUAUACAUUGUUUUUCCAAGGAACACGCAUCUUGUAACAUACGCAUUGUAAAAAUUACCGUAAUACCUGUUUGAUAGCGAUAAUAAAAAAAUAAAUAUUAAUGAAAUAUUGAAAUCAUGA
This is a messenger RNA of Wasmannia auropunctata (little fire ant), 3172 nucleotides long. RefSeq names its product thioredoxin reductase 1, mitochondrial (gene Trxr1). Gene Ontology annotation, cellular component: mitochondrion; cytosol. Bases 130 to 2787 code for a protein of 885 amino acids. Gene Ontology annotation, biological process: glutathione metabolic process; cell redox homeostasis; cellular response to oxidative stress. Gene Ontology annotation, molecular function: thioredoxin-disulfide reductase (NADPH) activity; flavin adenine dinucleotide binding; glutathione-disulfide reductase (NADPH) activity. Lineage: Eukaryota; Metazoa; Arthropoda; Insecta; Hymenoptera; Formicidae. The transcript has 8 exons. The record is from RefSeq and is a predicted model, not a curated record.